CUUAAGCCGCGGGGACGCGCUUAUGCGCGUGCCCGGUGCCACCCAUCCCCCACAGCUUGAGCCCAGAUCACGUGAUCCCCGCCGAGCGCAGGAAUGGUACCGGGAGAAGAUGGCGGAUCCCGAAGAACUGCGGAACAUGGUGUCCAGUUUCCGCGUUUCAGAACUCCAAGUUUUGUUGGGUUUUGCCGGACGCAACAAAAGCGGUCGCAAGCACGAUCUUCUGAUGAGGGCCCUUCAUCUGCUGAAGAACGGGUGCAGUCCAGCUGUCCAGAUUAAAAUCAAGGAGCUGUACAGGAGAAGGUUCCCUCGGACACUAGACGGCGGUCCGGGCCUGUCCUCUGUCCGAUCCAAUGUCUUCAACUUGGACAGUAGUUCUUCCGUGGAUUCUGAUCUGCCCGGCGUCCACUCGUUACCUUCCACCUCUGUAAUGCCGCACUCUCCAGCAUCUCCGCUAGGGAUGGUGCUUCUGCAGGACACCAAACCUCAAUUUGACAUCCAGCAGCUAUCGCCUCCAAUGCCACCAGUCCACCCCGAUGUUCUUCUCAAGAGUCUUCCCUUCUACGAUGUUCUAGACGUCCUCAUCAAGCCCACCAGCUUAGUCCAGAACAACAUGCAGCGAUUUCAGGAGAAAUUCUUCAUCUUUGCUCUGACCCCUCAGCAAGUGCGAGAGAUCUGUAUCUCCAGGGACUACAUGCCCGGAGGUAGACGAGACUAUUCGGUGCAGGUCCAGCUCAGGUUGUGUUUAGCAGAGACGAGCUGUCCUCAGGAGGACAACUUCCCCAGCAGUCUCUGCAUUAAGGUCAAUGGAAAACUAUUUCCUUUGCCGGGAUGUCCCCCACCACCGAAAAAUGGUGCCGAACAAAAACGACCCGGCCGCCCACUAAACAUCACAUCUCUGGUCAGACUGUCAUCUGCUGUGCCCAACCAGGUCUCCAUCUCCUGGGCUUCAGAAAUCGGAAAGAACUACUCCAUGUCUGUGUAUUUGGUGAGGCAGCUGACCUCUGCAGUGCUAUUACAGAAGCUGAAGAUGAAGGGCUUUCGGAAUCCGGACCAUUCCAGAGCACUGAUAAAGGAGAAGCUGACCGCAGACCCGGAUAGUGAGAUUGCAACCACCAGCCUGCGUGUCUCAUUGAUGUGCCCUCUGGGGAAGAUGAGACUAACCCUACCAUGCCGAGCGGUCACCUGCACUCACCUGCAGUGCUUCGAUGCUGCCCUCUACCUGCAGAUGAAUGAGAAGAAACCCACCUGGAUUUGUCCUGUGUGUGACCAGAAAGCCAGCUAUGAGAGUCUGAUAUUAGACGGGCUCUUCAUGGAGAUUCUGAACCAGUGCUCAGACGUGGAUGAGAUUCAGUUUCAGGAAGAUGGGUCUUGGUGCCCUAUGAGACCAAAGAAAGAGCCGCUGAGCUCCCCGAGCUCUCAGUAUCCACACAUUGAAGGGUCUGGCCUUCUCAGUAAGAUGUACACCAUAAUAGAGCCCACCGAGACAAAAAGUAAAAAGAAGGCGGAGGUGAUAGACCUGACCAUCGAGAGCUCCUCAGAAGACGAUGAGGAACCAGCAGCCAAAAAGAAAUGUCUGUACAUGCCGGAGACGCCUGCGCCUCAGACGAAAGGAGUUCUAACGUAUCAUCCAUCAACUAUAAGAAUGGGGAAGCUUGGUGGCCUGGAGACGGACUCGCUUCAUUCCUCAAUGGUGGAUUAUUCGGAUCACUUCCACAACUCUGCUAUCGCUGGACUUCCUGCAGACCUCUCAGAUUUGGACUUUCUCCCAAUAGCUCCGGCUCCUUCUCAGUACUAUCACCCUAUGUUUUUGGAUAGUCUCAAGUCGGCUCUCCAAGCCAAGUCCACUCAUGGCAAAGCCAAAACCUCGAACAGCCACCUUGAGGAGCACGCCAGCGACGGGUCAGGUGAGAGGAACAUCAUUCAGGGGCCGAAGCACCUCUGAGCAGACCCAGCCCGCCUCCAUGCCACCAAAAAA
Messenger RNA from Nanorana parkeri, 1975 nucleotides. RefSeq names its product protein inhibitor of activated STAT 2 (gene PIAS2). The record is from RefSeq and is a predicted model, not a curated record. Gene Ontology annotation, biological process: regulation of transcription by RNA polymerase II; protein sumoylation. Gene Ontology annotation, molecular function: zinc ion binding; SUMO ligase activity; transcription coregulator activity. Bases 23 to 1942 code for a protein of 639 amino acids. Lineage: Eukaryota; Metazoa; Chordata; Amphibia; Anura; Dicroglossidae. The transcript has 14 exons.